Molecule: messenger RNA, 1956 nt
Organism: Eublepharis macularius
Lineage: Eukaryota; Metazoa; Chordata; Lepidosauria; Squamata; Eublepharidae
Gene: ASB1
Product: ankyrin repeat and SOCS box containing 1
Exons: 5
Coding region: 1-1062 (353 amino acids)
Biological process (GO): protein ubiquitination; intracellular signal transduction
Cellular component (GO): ubiquitin ligase complex
Molecular function (GO): protein binding
Source: RefSeq, a predicted model, not a curated record
AUGGCUGGUGCAAGCAAUCCGGGUGUGCCCGAGCCGGGCUCCCCCGGGGACCUGGGCGCCCAAAGACCCAGCGGCGGUCCCAGUACCACAAGUGGAAAUGCAGGUCGCAAUCUGAAGGAGUGGUUGAAGGAGCAGUUCUGUGAUCAUCCAAUCGAGCACUGUGAGGACACCCGGCUGCAUGACGCCGCCUACGUGGGGGACCUGGCCACCAUUCAAAGGCUGCUUCAGGAAGACAGCUUCCAAAGUCGCAUCAAUGAGAAAUCUGUGUGGUCUUGCGGUUGGCUGCCUUGUACACCUCUGCGGAUUGCUGCCACAGCAGGGCACGGAAAUUGCGUGAACUUCCUUAUUCAGAAAGGGGCAGAAAUAGACCUUGUGGAUGUGAAGGGACAAACGGCUCUCUACGUAGCUGCCGUGCACGGCCACCUUGAAUGUGUGCACAUCCUUCUGGAAGCUGGUGCGGACCCCAACGGGAGCCGCCAUCACCGCAGCACCCCCGUGUACCACGCAGCCCGUGUGGGCAGGGCUGACAUCUUGAGAGAACUAAUAAAGUAUGGUGCCGAUGUGGAUGUGAAUCACCACGUGACUUCAGUGACCCCAAACCCUUCAUUCAGACCACUGACAUCCCUGGUGGUUUGCCCUUUGUAUAUUAGCGCAGCUUAUCACAACCUGCAGUGCUUCAAGGUACUGCUAGAAGCAGGAGCCGACCCAGAUUUUAACUGCUGUGGUCCAGUAAACAUCCAGGGUUUCUCCAGAGGCUCCGCAGUGUGCAUAAUGGAUGCCGUCUUACGACAUGGCUGUGACAAGGCCUUUGUCAGCCUCUUGAUUGACUUUGGUGCCAACCUGAAUUUGGUGAAAUGGGAGGACCCUGUCGAAGGAGCUCUGGGGAGGAUCAGAGUGAACUCAGAAGGCUUGCAGAUGUUCAAAGAAGCCAGAAGCUGUCCCAGGAGAUUGAUGGCUUUGUGCCGUAUGGCAGUGCGAAGAGGACUUGGCAAAAGCCGUCUGCAUCUAAUAGGUGCUCUUCCUGUUCCAGACCCUAUUAAAAAAUUUUUACUUCAUGAAUAACAGUGAGAUCUAGAUGUCCAUUGCAGGGGAGGACUAUUUUCUUUCUGUGCCUUUUUAAAGAUCUGCUAAAAGUGGGAAGCAUUCUAAUGCUGUUCGAAAAUAUAUUGUAUUUGAUCUAUACCUUUCUUUCCUUACUUAUUCUUCCUAAUUUGCAUCAUGGAAUUUAUCAGUGUUAUUUUCUGUUGAAUCUGAUACAACUUGAUCAUUUCAUGAGAAAGAUGGAUGUAUAAUUUAGUGUAGACUUGUGUUUAUUUAUUUCUAUUUAUUUUUUUUAAAUGUCUAGCUUGCUGCCUGGGCAGCUUACAGUAUUACAUAAGGGGAGAAAAAAGGCAAAGUGUGAUAAUUAAAUGAGUGAGGGUGCGUGAAAUGGUUUGUUUGUCUGAAACUGCCUGAGCUGGUUAACAACAUAAAAUAAAACAAUAAAAAAUAUAAUUAAAAGCAUUAAAGCGGCUUGUCCUAGUCAUCCAGUCUUGCCAACUGAAAGUCAUCGAUGUGACAGCCAUCAGGAUCGCAGACCACAGAAUCCCAAAUGCCAGUGAUUUUCUCCACAAAAUACUUCAAAACUGAGUCACUGUUCCUGUUGAUGGCUGUCUUUUAUCUCUUGGGAGCUUUUAUGUAAUAUCCACUUCUUAGUUACAUGCAAGAUUCUCUGGUAUCUUGCAUGCCCAGAGGUCCCCCCCACCCCGGGAUUCAGUUGCCAGAAACUGUUAACACAUUUCUUAAUUAUUUUGUUUGCAGGCUUUAUGAUAAGUUGAGAGUUUCUCUGAUAACUCCUUUUCUUGCUACUUUUCCGAAUUGUUCCUAAGAUUUACCAUCUCUUAAAUCUUCUGUCAGGUAUUGACAGAAAUGUUAUCUUUGCUGUUGCAAAGAUAAUUCUCAAAAGGAAAAGUUUUA